AUGGCGGGUGAUGAUGGAGACUUGCCGAUCUUCUUCUCCAGCAAUGACGAUAUAUUCGUCGAGAUACUUUCAUGGCUACCGGUCAUAUCUGUCCUCCGGUUCCGUUGUGUAUGCAAGUCAUGGCGCGACAUAAUCUCUACUUCCCAGUUCGUCGCCAAGCACCGAGCACAUACCAACGACAACAGCAAGAAUGUCCUGAUUCUCUUUAAACGCCCCUAUCCACUUCCCCAUGACUGGCCACCAAUCCCCCUUCGAUUUCCCCGACUCGCUGACUACCAAUCACUGAAGAAGAAUGUUGGCGCCACCUCUGCAGCCGCAUCAUCAGCAAUACGAAGCAGCCGUAGAGACCUUGAAGAUGAAUUUGCAUUUGAUACUAGUCUCUACAGUUCAUCCCUUGUGGGUUCUUCCAAUGGCCUCAUCUGCCUACUACUUGACUGGCCUCGGCCACCUCGUGACUACUAUAGGUGCUACGUAAACACAAGACUUCUGUUGUGGAACCCUAGUACCAGAACAGCCCGUAAGUUACCAGACAUUGAUUGGUUUCGUUACAACCCGUUUUAUUAUGGAUUCGGCUAUGAUUCCAUCACUCAAGACUACAAGGUCCUUUUGGGCGGUCAAGAUCCUAACGGUUGUGAAUUGGUUGCAAUCUUCGCACUCAAAACGGGUUCAUGGAAGAGUGUUGAAGAUCCCCUCGGCCUCGAGGCUGCCUCGUUAGAUAUUCAUGAUCGAGGGUGCUUCUUAAAUGGAGCUCUACAUUGGCAUGAGUAUUAUUGUUAUGAAGAUGAGGAUUGGAAUGAAGAUGAAACAGGUUAUAUGAGAACAAGAAUCGUAUCCUUUGAUUUCGCACAGGAGAAAUUUCAUUCGUUUUCCUUUAUUAAGCAUAAAGGACAUAUGGGGAUGGCGGGGGGAGUGGGGACUAUUGGAAAUCGUCUCUUCUUUUACACUUCCUGCUAUACUUCCACAAAUCGUCCUGACUUGGAGGAGGCUGGCCUUACCAUAUGGGUGAUGAGGGAAUAUGGGGUCGAUCAAUCUUGGACUAUUGUUGCGAAAAUCCGACCGGAGAUUUUCCCUCCAAACGUGAAGUGGUUGAAUCCUAUAUUUCAUAUGGAAGACGAUGGUGCAGUUUUGAUGCAAUCGAGUCAAGGUGACUUGGUACUAUAUACGCGUAAGGAAGAGAGAGAGAAAGAGGACACAUGCAGGAUUGUGCUCAAGAUUUCUGAUGUUGGAGAAUUGCCGGCUAGGUACGAAGAGACGGUUAUGUACGGGGACACCUUGGUUUCACCGGUGAUUGGCGGCGGCUAG
Messenger RNA from Pyrus x bretschneideri (Chinese white pear), 1302 nucleotides. RefSeq names its product F-box/kelch-repeat protein At3g06240-like. Gene Ontology annotation, molecular function: protein binding. The transcript has a single exon. Lineage: Eukaryota; Viridiplantae; Streptophyta; Magnoliopsida; Rosales; Rosaceae. Bases 1 to 1302 code for a protein of 433 amino acids. The record is from RefSeq and is a predicted model, not a curated record.